AUGACAGCAAUCACUGCAAUCAGUUGUGCUUUCUUAUUUUCCAUUCUCUGUGAAACAAGUGCAUUAGUGUUACCCAACUCCACUGACCUACUCCUGUCAAACAAUAAUUUCACUGACAUUGAGACGGCUUUGGCAGCUCAUCUGGACUCUGCAAAAAUUCCCAAAGCCAGGCGGAAGCGCUACAUUUCACAGAAUGACAUGAUUGCCAUUCUUGAUUACCAUAAUCAAGUCAGAGGCAAAGUCUUCCCACCUGCUUCCAACAUGGAAUAUAUGGUUUGGGAUGAAACUCUGGCCAAAUCUGCAGAGGCUUGGGCUGCUACUUGCAUUUGGGACCAUGGACCUUCCUACUUACUGAGAUUCUUGGGCCAGAACCUGUCUGUGAGAACUGGAAGGUAUCGAUCUAUUCUCCAGCUGGUAAAGCCAUGGUACGAUGAGGUGAAGGAUUAUGCUUUCCCUUAUCCUCAGGAUUGCAACCCCAGGUGUCCCAUGCGAUGCUAUGGACCCAUGUGCACCCAUUACACACAGAUGGUUUGGGCCACUUCCAACCGUAUAGGCUGCGCAAUCCACACAUGCCACAAUAUGAACGUCUGGGGAUCUGUUUGGCGACGAGCUGUUUACUUGGUAUGCAACUAUGCCCCAAAGGGGAAUUGGAUUGGAGAAGCACCAUAUAAAGUAGGAGUGCCAUGUUCUGCUUGCCCUCCAAGCUAUGGAGGCUCUUGUACCCACAACCUUUGUUUCCCAGGAGUAACAUCAAACUACUUAUAUUGGUUUAAAUAA
This is a messenger RNA of Cygnus atratus (black swan), 777 nucleotides long. RefSeq names its product peptidase inhibitor 15 (gene PI15). NCBI's taxonomy places the organism in Eukaryota, Metazoa, Chordata, Aves, Anseriformes, Anatidae. Gene Ontology annotation, cellular component: extracellular region. The record is from RefSeq and is a predicted model, not a curated record. The transcript is spliced from 5 exons. The coding region runs from base 1 to 777 and encodes 258 amino acids.